AGCGCGCACGGCCAUGCUCAUCGUUCACCUCCGUCGCGUCGCAGCAUCUCUGCGCAGUCCAUACGUAUCCUCCCUUGCGGAGGACAACGCUCACCUUGUCACUCCUUAUCCUACCUAGUGUCGCUCCCUUCGACGAGCGAAGCAGGCGCCGACGCAGCCAUGGACACGGAAACCAUACUCUAUUGGGGCGGGGGUGCCUUAGCUGGGCUGUUCACGGUGACUUGGGAAGCUUGCUUCGCCGAGUCGAGGACGACAACCUCUGGGUCGCGAGCUAUGUGCUCGUGUACUGAUCCCUCGUACAUUCCCCCUGUGUAUGAGCGCGACACUCACGGCAGACCUACAGCUCUACGCGCUACUUGUGAUAUGGUCUCCCCCUGCUAUCGUCACGCACGACUCCGAGAAGGAG
This is a messenger RNA of Schizophyllum commune H4-8, 406 nucleotides long. RefSeq lists its product as uncharacterized. The record is from RefSeq and is a predicted model, not a curated record. Lineage: Eukaryota; Fungi; Basidiomycota; Agaricomycetes; Agaricales; Schizophyllaceae. The transcript is spliced from 2 exons. The annotation marks the transcript as partial.